Gloeophyllum trabeum ATCC 11539 is the source of this 1313-nucleotide messenger RNA. Its product is annotated as kinase-like protein. Gene Ontology annotation, molecular function: protein kinase activity; ATP binding. Gene Ontology annotation, biological process: regulation of mRNA processing; spliceosomal complex assembly; protein phosphorylation. The record is from RefSeq and is a predicted model, not a curated record. Lineage: Eukaryota; Fungi; Basidiomycota; Agaricomycetes; Gloeophyllales; Gloeophyllaceae. The coding region runs from base 1 to 1206 and encodes 401 amino acids. The transcript has 6 exons.
AUGGUGCCCAUCAUCCGCAGCACUACAGGAGGGAGUACGCCUCUUCCCUGGCCAGAGGAGCCAUUGGAUCUCCCUACGAGCGAUUGCGGGGGCUAUUAUGCCGCUACGCUCGGAGAACACCUCAACUCCCGCUAUACGGUCCUGAGAAAGCUGGGCUGGGGCCAGCACUCAAACGUCUGGCUUGCCCAGGACACGAGGUCGAAUUAUGCGGCAGUCAAGAUUUUGACUGCUCAUGCGACUUCUGUCCAAGGCAGACUCUCCUUCGAACUAGAUAUAUUGAAGCGUGUUCGCUCGGCUGGCAGCUCGUCUCGGCAUCAGGGCUACUCACACGUGGUCGAGCUCAAGGACGAUUUUUGCCUUUCAAGCCCACACGGCGACCAUCUUUGUCUUGUUACGGAGGUGCUAGGAGAAUCCCUCGAUUCUUCGAAACGUACUUUCGAACAACACCGGUUUCCGGUAGGCGUGGUGAAGAAAAUCACCAAGCAGCUGCUCCUCGCACUCGACUUUCUGCAUAAUGAUUGUCAAGUUAUACAUACUGAUAUCAAACCCGACAAUAUUCACCUAACAAUUCCGGACCUCAGGGCUGCGGUGGCAACUGAACCUCCCCGGGAACGUCUUUCUAUCGAAAACGAGUCGCAGUUUCCUGUAGCACCUGUUCUGUCUCGUCCCGUGACAUUGCCGACAGCGGAUGUCCUGUCUCCGUCCAAUGUACAUAUUAAAUUGACAGAUUUUGGAGUUGCUGCUACAAAGGAUGGCUUCCAUGCAAAAAUCAUCCAACCCGUAGCCCUCAGGGCUCCAGAAGUGAUCAUAGGCUGUGAAUGGGACGCUAGUGCCGAUAUAUGGAAUCUCGGAUGCCUGGUGUUCGAGCUCUUAACGGGUCGCUGGUUGUUUGUCCCUCGUGGUGGACCCACUUGGACGCCGGAAGACUAUCAUCUUGCACAUAUGGCUCCGAUGGUAGGCGAAAGGUUCGACAAGAACGUCUUCAGUUGCGGCGAACACUAUGAUAAAUACUUCAAAGACAAUGGUAACCUAAGGAUCAGAGUUGAAGGAGCGGCGGAUCUCACGAGGGCACUGGCCAACUACAACGUCCUUAGCGAAGAAGAGCUACUAAUAUGUGCCGACUUCAUUCGGUGUAUGCUACGCCUUAACCCUGCUGAUCGCUCAACCUCUAGGCAGCUGCUUCAGCACGAGUGGCUGAGAUCCUGACCUCCACUUGCCUGGUUAACGAGCUACAGCUGGUCAAAGACCGUAGUUAUCGUCUUAUUCUCUGUCUGCCAUUGCCAGUUAUUCAAGCCGAGAAAUGUUGAUGGCAU